CUUCAAGCACAGGCAAGGGGUGUUUUUCUCUCGCUCCUCAUUGGCUGCUGACGGAUUGCUCUCUCAUCUCCGUAACGUUGCCAUUCAUACACUCAGCGCUUCAUUCGCCUUUUCAAAAUAACUCACUGUCAUCCAUGGUAACGAGUUUGGUUAGAUGGGACUAAUUAUUUUAAUUAAGGAAUAAAUAAAUCGAACGAACUGACGACUGGCCAUAUAACGACAGGGCUCUUGAACGCUGUUGCACAUUUUGGGCCUUCCAGUCCAAAGAACAUGUUUCAGACCGUACCUGACACUUCGUCUUACGUCAAGGAGGCGCUGUCAGUGGUGAGUGAAGACCAGUCCCUCUUUGAGCCUCCCUACACUGCUGCUGCCCCCCUGCCCAAGACAGACAUGACUGCUUCUGGCACACAGGACUAUGGCCAGCCCCACAAAAUCAACCCCCUACCCCCCCAGCAAGAGUGGAUUAACCAACCUGUCCGUCCAGUCAACGUCAAGAGAGAAUAUGAACACAUGAAUGGAUCUAGUCGGGAGUCUCCUGUAGACUGUACUGUGGGGAAAUGCAAUAAGCUUGUGGGCGGCAACGACACAUCUCAAAUGAACUACGGCAACUACAUGGACGAGAAGAACGCCGCGCCCCCCAACAUGACCACCAACGAGAGGAGGGUCAUUGUCCCCGCAGACCCUUCGUUGUGGUCGCAGGACCAUGUCCGUCAGUGGCUGGAGUGGGCCAUCAAGGAGUACGGCUUGCUGGAGAUCGACACGGCCAUGUUCCAGAACACGGACGGCAAGGAUCUGUGCAAGAUGAGCAAGGAAGACUUUCUCCGUCUCACCACCAUGUACAACGCCGAAGUCCUGCUCUCACACCUCAAUUACCUCAGGGAAAGUAGCUCAUCACUAUCCUAUAACACUCCAUCUCACACGGACCAGUCUCCACGCCUGGCUGCCAAAGAAGACCCUUCAUACGAUGCUGUAAGACGGACAGGAUGGUCAAAUAGCAUGCACAGCGGCAAAGGCUCGCCGGUGGUCACACAGAACGUGUCCAAGUCUGCUGAGCAGGCCAGGCCUCAGCCAGAUCCUUACCAGAUCUUGGGACCCACCAGCAGUCGACUGGCCAACCCAGGCUCUGGUCAGAUCCAGCUGUGGCAGUUCCUCCUGGAGCUUCUUUCGGACAGCGCCAACGCCGGCUGCAUCACCUGGGAGGGCACCAACGGAGAGUUCAAGAUGACCGACCCAGACGAGGUGGCGAGGCGCUGGGGCGAGCGCAAGAGCAAGCCCAACAUGAACUACGACAAGCUGAGCCGCGCACUGCGCUACUACUACGACAAGAACAUCAUGACCAAGGUGCACGGCAAGCGCUACGCCUACAAGUUCGACUUCCACGGCAUCGCCCAGGCUCUGCAGCCCCACCCUACCGAGUCCUCCAUGUAUAAAUACCCCUCGGACCUGGCCUAUGUGCCCAGCUACCACGCCCACCAGCAGAAGGUCAACUUUGUGUCCCCUCACCCCCCCUCCAUGCCAGUCACCUCCUCCAACUUCUUCGGACCCACCGCUCCCUACUGGAGCUCCCCCACGGGGGGGAUCUACCCCAACCCCAGUGUGCCUCGCCACCCCAACGCCCAUGUGCCCUCGCACCUGGGCAGUUACUACUAAGUGCUUCCCCUCAACGUUGAUGAUCCCCUCCUCCCUGCUUUACAACGACCAAACCAAUCAUUACUCACUUGCUCUCACUAAUGAGACCUAACCAACUG
Messenger RNA from Hypomesus transpacificus, 1748 nucleotides. RefSeq names its product Fli-1 proto-oncogene, ETS transcription factor (gene fli1). Gene Ontology annotation, biological process: regulation of transcription by RNA polymerase II; cell differentiation. Bases 271 to 1650 code for a protein of 459 amino acids. NCBI's taxonomy places the organism in Eukaryota, Metazoa, Chordata, Actinopteri, Osmeriformes, Osmeridae. The transcript has 10 exons. Gene Ontology annotation, cellular component: nucleus. The record is from RefSeq and is a predicted model, not a curated record. Gene Ontology annotation, molecular function: sequence-specific DNA binding; DNA-binding transcription factor activity, RNA polymerase II-specific.